AUGAUAAUGCACAUUGUGAAAUUGCGACCAAUUGAAAGAGAAGUUUUAUUCGUCAAGAUGAGCAAGGCCAUACAAAAUAAUGUACAUAUAUUAAUAAAUUCUCCGAGAUCUUUUCAUUCUUGUACAACUUAUACUGACAUUCCUUGGAUAGAUUCAAUUACAGCAACUAUUGAAAGUUUAGCAGAAGAUCUAUCAGCUUGUCGUUAUUCAUCAUUUGGUCUUGUACGUUGGUAUUUAACUCGUAUUGAUGCUAUUAAUCGACAAGGCUUAUAUUCACUUCAUGCUGUUAUUGAAACAAAUCCUGAUGCUCUAACGAUUGCCGAUGCACUCGAUCAAGAACAACAUCUGCAUGGUUCAAGAUCAUUACUUCAUGAAAUUCCUAUUUUAAUUAAAGACAAUAUUGCAACAAAUGAUAGAAUGGAAACAACAGCUGGUGGUUUAGCACUUGUUGGGUCUCGUGUACCUUGUGAUGCAUUUGUUGUUCAACGAUUAAUACAAGUAGAUGCAAUUAUUUUAGAAGGAUGGUCUGCACGAGGUGAUGCAAGCAGUUCCGCUUAUGUUGCUAAUGGAGAUCCAUCAGGAAGUAGUAGUGGCUCAGCUAUUGCUACAAGUGCGGGUUUAUGUGCAGCUGCUAUAGAAACAGAAACUGCUGGUAGUAUUGUUAUGCCUUCAAGUCUUGCAGAUAUUGUUGGUCUGAAAUCAACGGUUGGUUUAACAUCACGUUCAAGUGUUACUCCAAUCUCAUAUGAUCAUGAUACAGUUAGACCUAUGGGUAAAACUGUUGAAGAUGUUGCUCUUCUACUCGAAGUUAUACAAGGUAUUGAUAAUCGAGAUAAUGCAACACAACAAACAAGAAUCAUUCGUCAUCAAAAUUAUACUCAAUUUUUACUUGGUGUUGAAGGACUUCGAUAUCUUCGAUUAGGUGUUAUACGUCAAGUUUUUCAUUAUAAUUUUCGUCAUCAUAUAUCAUAUUAUUUAUCUGAACUUGAAAAUAGAACAAUGAAAUCAUUAAGAGAUUUAAUUAAAUUUAAUAUAGAACAUACUGAUCAAUAA
Molecule: messenger RNA, 1053 nt
Organism: Rotaria sp. Silwood2
Lineage: Eukaryota; Metazoa; Rotifera; Eurotatoria; Philodinida; Philodinidae
Source: the annotation of a GenBank genome assembly